ACCUUGGGAACCAAGUAAACACAUUUCUAAGGCGAGCAAUUACAGAUAGAACACCAGCAAUGGACAGUGGAACGCACGUAUCUCGUGGAACGCACACUUUAAUAAUAAUAAUAGCGAUCUGAUUUUAGAGCUAAUAGAGUGCGUUCGGAACGCGUCACUUCCGGUGGAAAUGACCGCGUGGGAAACAAGCUAAUGGGAAAACAUGCCAUCACGGCGGAUCCGGUAACCCGUUCAACAGCCUCGCUAGCCGCUAGGUACACGCAUCUCAUGGUGCAAUAUUUGGCCACUAUAAAUGUCUUUAUAGUAUCAUCCAUUCAAAGACGUGUAGGAUUGGCAGCCCGAAAACUAACCUCUGGACAUCGGACAUGAAAGAGCGUUUCAUCUUUUUAUAUAUAUAUCAAUUAUUCUAAUUUCAUUUUAUUUUUUUGUAUUUUUUCUCUCAAUUUUCUUAUUCAAAAACCGUUAUUGAAAAUGACCAGUCUGUUUCGUAGAAGUAAUAGCACUGCAAACUCGAGAAGUAGCUCCACUCAGGAGCUGAACAACAGCCGGCCUGUGCGCAGGUUGGAGUUCAAUCAAGCUAUGGAAGAUUUUAAAACAAUGUUUCCAAACAUGGAUUAUGAUAUUAUUGAGUGUGUAUUGAGAGCUAAUAACGGAGCAGUGGAUGCUACAAUUGAUCAGCUGCUGCAGAUGAACCUGGAUGAAAGCGGAUAUGAUGACAGUUCUGACUCAGAUGACAGCAUUCCUCCAGAGAUCUUGGAAAGGACUCUAGAACCAGACAGUUCUGAUGAGGAACCUCCACCCGUUUACUCUCCUCCUACCGUUAUGCCUUCAUUUGACAGAUCACAUGCACAGAACCCUCCUGCUCCACCUCUUAGGACUGAUGUGUUGACUUGCACGGGUACACAAGUUCCAAAACUGUAUAAAAACUGGAAUCCUCCUUUAUUAGGAAACCUGCCUGAUGAUUUUCUGCGCAUCUUACCACAGCAAAUGGACAGUGUUCAGCUGUCACACGGUGGAGCAUCUUCCUUAUGUGAUGAAAGCAAAACAAAAACAAAAUCCAUGGGCAAUGAACGGAAUUUAAAUCAAUACCUGCACGAUGAACAGAUUGCCCUCUUCCUGCAGAAUGAAGAGUUUAUGAGAGAGCUUCAAAGAAACAGAGAAUUUCUUCUUGCAUUGGAAAGAGACCGUUUAAAAUAUGAGUCAAAGAAAUCUAAAAGUAGAAGUACAUUGGUCAAUAAUGGCUUUGGAAUGUGCCCUCCGAUAUCAGCUGAUGAAUUCCAAGGGAUUUCUGAAAGCAGUGACUCUAACAAUACCAUAUCUGAGGAUGCCUUAUUUAGAGACAAACUGAAACAUAUGGGCAAAUCAACCAGGAAGAAAUUGUUUGAAAUUGCCAGAUCAUUUUCUGAAAAAACAAAAAUAAGAAAAUCGAUGAAGAAACGAUCACUAAGGCAUCAGGUUCUAAGCACAGCUGCUUCUACAGCCAAUCUCCUGGAUGAUGUUGAAGGUCAGUCAUGUGAUGAAGAUGUCCAAACAAGGAUAAAACAGCAAAGUCCUGAUGAGACUGAGACGCAAAGUGAAGGACAAUCAAAGUAUGAACUUCCAUAGCAGAUCAUGUGGGAAAUUGAAGCAUUGUUUGAUCGUUUGUGAAACUCGAGUCUUGAAACCAAGAAAAUGAAGUAGUAGCGGCAUUGGCUUUUACGCUGCUGUUUUUCACAUCUUUCAGAAGAGGAAUUUUUAAAAAGCACAAUUUUAGCCACCUAUUUAAAAAUUAGAUAACAGCCAGUCUUCUGAACCAUAGUCAUAUUACAUACAUUGUAGUUGAGUCGUUUGAAAUUACAUAAACUAAAGUACUUUGUCUUAUAGUGUUUUUUUAUGAAACUGAAAAGAUUACAUUUUUAUUCUUUGAUUACCUAUAUGUACUAGAAAGUUGUAUUUCUUCAAACUGGUCACUUUUCUCAUUUAAAUUUGUCAGUAUGCUAUAAUGAAUGUUUCAAAUAGUUUCACAGGUCCAUCUUCUAAUUUUCACACAUUUAAAAAGUGAAUUCAAAUAGAGUGCUUUAGCGUUACGUUUUAACAGUCUACUCAUGGAAUAAGCAACUGUACUACAUAUGGUAAUCUUGUGCUUUGUGAUGUAUGUACUAUACAAGACUUAUCUUGGCCAAAACCAGCAGAAUGAUUCUGUGAUUGUAUACAUAUGCAUAUCUUACUUAUUUAAUGAUUUUAGAUUAUGCAGCUGCCUCUUUUUCAAAAGUCAAAUAUAGGCACCAAAUAAGAUGUAAAAAAAAUAAAAAUAAAGAUAAAACUGGUCCUUACAAAUUCCUUACAUAAAAAAAUGUAAGCUUCCUAUAAGAUAGAAAUGCUAAGCACUAAGAAGAAAAGCAAAACGUCGAUAUUGCAAAACUCCUGUAUUCAUUACUCAGCAAAUCUCUUUUGCACCUAAAUAGACCAACAUUUUGAGA
Molecule: messenger RNA, 2459 nt
Organism: Pelobates fuscus (common spadefoot toad)
Lineage: Eukaryota; Metazoa; Chordata; Amphibia; Anura; Pelobatidae
Gene: CUEDC1
Product: CUE domain containing 1
Exons: 11
Coding region: 472-1605 (377 amino acids)
Molecular function (GO): ubiquitin binding
Source: RefSeq, a predicted model, not a curated record